Messenger RNA from Bursaphelenchus okinawaensis, 2992 nucleotides. Lineage: Eukaryota; Metazoa; Nematoda; Chromadorea; Rhabditida; Aphelenchoididae. The record is from the annotation of a GenBank genome assembly.
AUGCUGAAGAGUAUAUUGCUUUUGUUAUUAUCAAUUACGUGUGUAAAAGGUAAUUUUCAUCAUUUAAACAUACUAUAAGAUAAAGCCUAGAUAGACUAAUCUUGUUAAGCACAAGCCUACUAAGCUUAAGUUUGCUAAGCCUAAGAUGUUUAAGCCUAAGUUUACUAAGUCUAAGCCUACUAAGCCUAAGCCUACUAAGCCUAAGCCUGCUAAGCCUAAGCCUACUAAGCCUAAGCCUACUAAGCCUAAGCCUACUAAGCCUAAGCCUACUAAGCCUAAGCCUACUAAGCCUAAGCCUACUAAGCCUAAUUCUACUAAGCCUAAGCCUACUAAGCCUAAGCCUACUAAGCCUAAUUCUACUAAGCCUAAGCCUACUAAGCCUGCUAAGCCUAAGUCUACUAAGCCUAUGCCUACUAAGCCUACGCCUAAACCUAAGCCUACUAAGCCUGAACCUACUAAGCCUAUGCUUGCUAAGUUUAAGCUUAAGCCUAAUUUCCAAAAUGUAUAAUUUAACUUUUAACCUUUUAGCGGGUCCAUCAGAAUUACUAGACCAUAUUCUAAACAAGUAUGACAAACGGGUUCGGCCUUUUAUCGAUGAUGGGCGACCGGUCGAAAUACAAAUGACUAUUGUUCUGGCAAUCUUAACUGAACUUGUAAGUUUAUUUUUUAAUUAUAAAGUAAAAUUUUAAAAUUAACAUAAUUGAGAAUUGAUAAUUCAGCACGAAAACAAUCAAGUGGCUUCUUUUGUCAUAUCACAUGUUCAAAAAUGGGUGGAUCCGAAUUUAGUGUGGAAUCCGGCGGAAUACGGUAUUGAUCAACUUACCGUACCUCAGAGUUUAGUGUGGGUACCAAAAAUGUUCAUCUACAACAGGUAGCUUGCCAAACCUUAUGUAUUAGGUGCCGACAUAAAGAACCCGCCAUACUUUGCAUGUAAUUUCCCGUAAAAAAUGGCGGGUUCUUUAUGUCGGCACCUAAUAUCAAGUUGUCCGAAUAUGAAUUAGCCAUUCAAAGUGCCCUACUUUAAAAAUUUUGGCUCAUUCAUAUUCGGACAGCAUAUUAUGGCAUUCGAUAUUUAAAUUUGUUAAAUUUUAAAAAUUUUUAGUAUGGACACAAAAGACAUGCUGACGGAAAACCGGUACGAUAUUAGGCUAAAACACGACGGGAAUAUCAAAGUUAACAUACCACAGUAUGUAACAUGUAUAUGCAAAUUGCAAAUUGAUGUAGGUUGUUGAUUUUGCUUUUUCAUUUUUUUAAUUGUACUUUUAGCUUUUCCCAUUUGAUACUCAAUUCUGUGCUAUUGCUCAAGCUUCACCGUUGUUGAACAUUAAUGAAAUGGUAGUUAACGCAACUCAACCACCCAAAGAUGCUUACUUUGCUGUACGUUUUGUUUUCUAAAGCUACUGAGCAUAAGCAUACAAGCCAAUGUAUGCUAAGCCUAAACUUAAGCCGCGAUAUGCUAAGCCUAAACUUAAGCCAAAAUAUGAUAAGCCUAAACUUAAGCCUAAAUAUGAUAAGCCUAAACUUAAGCCUAAAUAUGAUAAGCCUAAACUUAACCCAAAAUAUGAUAAGCCUAAUCUUAAGCCUAAAUAUGAUAAGCCUAAACUUAAGCCUAAAUAUGAUAAGCCUAAACUUAACCCAAAAUAUGAUAAGCCUAAACUUAAUAAGCCUUAUUAAGAGUCUAAAAUUUUCAGGGAAACGCAGAAUGGGAAGUGAUGAAUGUGACCGUGCGUCAUAUGAAGUUUAUGGAAGAUGGUGAAUAUCGUGUAGAAGUGCAUUACAUUCUGCACUUACAUCGUCGGCCAAUCUACUAUCUUACGGUUAUUGUUGCCCCCACGUUUUUAAUAUCAGCAUUGAGUAUUUUGGGCAUCUUUUCGCCUGGAGACAGCGAUGGGCCACGAGGAGAAAAGGUAAAACAUCCCUUUGUUUAUUGGAAGGUACCCUAACGUAUGAACCCUUACCCUACCACUCUACUCUGCCUUACUCUACCCUCUAGCUUUUACCCAUGAAAACCUAAAAAGUUAGGUGCCGACAUAACAAACCCGCCAUACUUUGCCUGCAAUCUCCUGUAAAAAAUGGCGGGUUCUUUAUGUCGGCACCUAAAAGGGUUCAUUUCCAGGUAUCCCUAGGCUUAGGCUCCCUACUAGCCAUGGUUGUGCUACUUGACAUUGUAGCCAAUGCAAUGCCAAAAAGUAACUCCAUCCCCUUACUUGGCUAUUACAUUAUUGCCGUCAUAUUGUUAUGCGCACUUGGCGUUGGUAUUUCAAUGGCCAUGUUGGGGAUUAGUAGGUCGAUGAUCGAAAGUGAGAAUAUGCCUUCACAAAUGGCCUACUCAAUGGUGUUUAUGAAGCGGCCGAAACAUUUCAUGGACUAUUGGGAGAGGAUGAGUGUGUUGGAGCAAAUGGAGAACGAUAUUCAUGUAGCACCGUGAGUUUUGUGACACUUUUGAUUAAAAAGUGGCCAAGUACGUAUCUGAAAUUUCACUUUUUGGUCCAGAAAUGCACGGAAUGUCUGUGUUUUUCCUACAAAUCCUUGAGAUUUUAAUGCUUGGUUAAAAAAUUCAUAAAAUUUUCAUUUUGUUUCAAUGGUGAAUAACAUUAUUUUAGGCCAAAGUUCCCAGACCUAAUCGCUUUAUUUUCACGAGUCCAAGAAAUCGCUGAUGCUCAAAUCGCGUUUAGGAAAAAAAUUGAAAAACAAAAAUGGCUUGCAUCGGUAAGUUGGAUUUCGCAUUACCUACUUAAACCUAAGCUGACUAACCCUAAGCCUACUAAUACUAAACCUUCCCUUAAAGAAUUGAGAAAGAAAAAACUUUCUUUACAAAACCCAGUCACAAGACACCACAUUUUAGGUCGAAAAAGAAUGGAAUCGGAUAUUCGCCCGCUAUGAUUAUUUGUUUUUACUGAUAUUUCAAGUGCUCAACCUCGUCGUACUCAUGUUGUUUUUGCGUUUUUCGUGGUUACCCAUACCUGAACUACCCACGGAGUUUGUUGUAUAA